Darwinula stevensoni is the source of this 6275-nucleotide messenger RNA. The record is from the annotation of a GenBank genome assembly. Lineage: Eukaryota; Metazoa; Arthropoda; Ostracoda; Podocopida; Darwinulidae.
GCCAAAUAUGACUCCAGGGGAAGACGCAUCAGUUAUUAUAUGUUCCCCAAGGAUGCAACAGUCAGAAAUGAGUGGUGCCAGCGAAUUUAUCGAAAAGCCAUCUAUGCUGACAUAGAUCCAGAUCAGCGAGUCUGCAAUCGCCACUUUUCAGAGGAUGGAUUUGAAGAAGAAUUGUCAUCUGAUGGAGAAAGAAGGCUCAAACCAUCUGCAAUUCCCAAUCUAUAUUUGAGAGGUGAGACAGAUGAGGAGGAGGCUGAAGAUAAUGAUGAAGCUGAUGAAGCAGAACAGGAACCAGAUGAAGAGCAGGAACAAGAUGCAGAGAAUGAAAAUGGGGGUUCUGGACAAGAAUCAGAUGAUGGUCAAGCAAACCAAGAAGAUAAUGAUGCAGAUUUUGAGCUUGGAGCUGGUAAGUCAAGGAAACGAAGGGGCAAGAAACGGAAGGUAAAGGAGGAGAGACGUAGCAAGCGGAAGAAGAAAAGGAGGAAGGUGGCAGAAUCAGCUGGAGAAGAAAGUGAUUUUGGAUUUGAAGAGGAUACCAACAGAGAUGAUACAGAGUAUAGUAGUUCAAGCCGUCGUGGUCGCCGGCCAAAGGCAGCUGCACCAGAGGGAAAAUCUAGUUCAGAGCUUCCUACUCCAGAGGAAGUCUGUGCUAGUUUUGGAUUGAAUGAUGUGGCAUUGGAAUACUCAGACGCUGACUUCCAGAAUCUGACCACUUACAAACUUUACCAGCAGCACAUCAAACCAAUCAUCAUGAAGGAGAACCCUAAGGUACCAUCUACGAAGUUGAACAUGUUGAUUGCAGCAAAGUAUAGGGAGUUCUGCACCCAGAACCCUGAGAGAGAUGGUGAAGACAGUCUUGCCGAUACUGAAGGGGAUGGGACAUCAACUCCAACAACUUCCCAGGCUGGAAAGAGACGAAACGGAAGAGGGGAAGAUGAUGCUCCUCGUCGAGGACGAAAGAAGGCCGGACGAGGCAAAGUCCCAACUCUGAAGAUCAAGCUGGGUAAAAAACGCAAAGGGAGUUCUGGUGAAAGUGGAACUGACAAAGAUUCAGAUGCAGAGUUUGAACAAAUGUUGGCUGAAGCAGAAGAGGUAAAGGAAGAGGAAGCUUCCACUCAAGUUCCACAACCACCUGUGCGCAAGGCCAAAACCAAGAUCGGCGGCAAGAACAAGAAGAAAAAGAAGAAAACCAAGACAACCAACCGAUGGGGUGGAGGGGAGGGUGAUGAAGCUGGGUAUGAGUCAGAGCACCAGGACUAUUGUGAAGUGUGUCAGCAAGGAGGGGAGAUCAUACUUUGUGAUACCUGUCCCAAAGCGUAUCAUCUCGUUUGCUUGGAUCCCGAGCUGGAAGAGGCACCAGAAGGGAAGUGGUCCUGCCCUCACUGUGAGAAAGAGGGCCCACCUUUGGAUAAGUCCUCGUCUGAAGAAGAUGAGCACAUGGAGUUCUGCCGGGUUUGUAAGGAUGGAGGCGAACUGCUGUGUUGUGACUCGUGCCCAUCUGCAUAUCACACUUUCUGCCUCAAUCCUCCUAUCAAGAUGGUUCCCGACGGUGACUGGAAGUGUCCACGUUGCUCUGUCGAGCCUCUGGAUGGAAGAGUCCAAAAAAUCUUGACUUGGCGAUGGGCAGACACCCUCGAGAAAACUGAGAAAGACGAGCAACCAGAGCAGAUUCGGAAGAAGCAGCUCCAGCGUCCACGAGAGUUCUUUGUCAAAUGGCUCGAUCGUUCGUAUUGGCAUUGCUCCUGGGUUCAGGAAGUUCAACUGGAAGUGUUCCACCCUCAGAUGUAUCGCUCAUACGUGCGGAAAUGCGACACGGACGAGCCACCUACUUUCAAUGACAUCGAGGACGAAGAGGAAGAAGGAAGCCCGAGCGAAGAGAAUGGGAAGGGAAAGGAUGCAAUCAAUCAGAAUCUUCUUCAUGAAAGAUUCUACAAGCAAGGUAUUCGCCCAGAGUGGUUGAAGGUUCACCGAGUGAUCAAUCACCGCCUGUUGCGGGAUGGGAGCACACAGUACUUGGUGAAAUGGAGAGACUUGCCAUACGAUCAGGCUACAUGGGAAUUUGAAGACGAGGAAAUCCAUGGCUUGAAGGAAGCCAUUGAUGACUAUUUGGACCUGCGUUCUGUCUUUGGUCCAGAUGGCAAUAACAAGAAGAAGAGUGGGAAAAAAAAUAAGAAAAGACGAGAAACAGAAGAUGAGGGGAGAGAACAUCCCAGGAAAUAUUAUCCACCACCUGAUCGUCCCGUCUCCGACCUUAAGAAGCAGCUUGAGAAACAACCCAAGUACAUAGAUGCCACUGGGGGAACCCUCCAUGACUAUCAGAUGGAGGGUCUCAACUGGCUGCGUUACUCGUGGGCCAUGGGUAUUGACACAAUAUUGGCAGACGAGAUGGGUCUGGGAAAGACAAUUCAGACCAUUACGUUCCUGUAUGCUCUGUACAAGGAAGGUCAUUGCAAAGGUCCUUUCCUGGUGAGUGCACCUCUCUCAACCAUCAUCAACUGGGAGAGAGAGUUUGAGAUGUGGGCUCCUGAGUUCUAUGUUGUGACCUACAUUGGGGACAAGGACUGUCGAAUGACUGUCCGAGAGCAUGAGCUUACAUUUGAGGAAGGGGCCGUUCGAGGCGGGCCAAAGGCAUCCCGAGUCCGAGCCAAUUCUGUGAAGUUCCAUGUUCUCCUCACCUCAUAUGAGCUGAUAUCCAUUGAUGCCACCUGCCUUGGCUCCAUUGACUGGGCUGUGCUUGUUGUUGAUGAGGCUCACCGUUUGAAGAACAACCAAAGCAAGGUUCAGUUAGUCCUGACAGAGUACAAGAUCAACUACAAGCUCCUCCUUACUGGGACACCACUCCAAAACAACCUAGAGGAAUUGUUCCAUCUUCUCCACUUCUUGUGUCCUGAUAAGUUCAAUGAUCUGGCGACUUUUCAGAAUGAGUUUGCUGACAUCGCCAAGGAAGAACAAGUGAAGCGUCUUCAUGAAUUGCUGGGUCCCCACAUGCUGCGACGUCUGAAGGCAGAUGUGUUGAAGAGCAUGCCCUCCAAAUCAGAAUUCAUUGUUCGAGUAGAGCUUUCCCCAAUGCAGAAGAAAUUCUACAAGGUUUUGAUAUUCUCUCAAAUGACCAAGAUGUUGGAUCUCCUUGAAGACUUUCUGGAAAAUGAAGGAUACAAAUAUGAGCGCAUUGAUGGAAGCAUCACUGGGAUGAUGAGGCAGGAGGCCAUUGACCGUUUCAAUGCUCCAAAUGCUCCACAAUUUGUCUUCCUCCUCUCAACCAAAGCUGGAGGUCUUGGUAUCAACUUGGCAACUGCUGACACUGUUGUCAUAUAUGACUCUGACUGGAAUCCUCACAACGACAUUCAGGCCUUUUCUCGAGCCCAUCGUAUUGGGCAGUCCAACAAGGUGAUGAUCUAUCGAUUCGUGACCCGCAACUCUGUGGAAGAGCGUGUGACUCAGGUUGCCAAGAGGAAAAUGAUGCUGACUCAUCUUGUGGUUCGACCAGGUGUGGGUGGGAGAGCUGGUAACUUCACCAAACAGGAAUUGGAUGACAUUCUACGUUUUGGAACUGAAGAUCUAUUCAAAGAUGAGACAGGCAGGGAGGAUGAGGAAAUCCAUUAUGAUGACAAGGCCAUAGGUGAGCUUCUGGAUCGAGCUAGAGUUGGGAUAGAGCAGAAGGAAAAUUGGGCCAAUGAGUACUUGUCUUCCUUCAAAAUUGCUACUUAUGUCACAAAGGAAGGAGAAGAUGAAGAAGAGGAACCUGAGAGGGAGAUCCUGAAGCAGGAAGUUGAAACUGCUGACCCAACAUAUUGGGAACGUCUGCUUAGACAUCACUAUGAGCAGCAACAGGAAGACAUUGCUCGGUCACUAGGAAAAGGAAAGAGAGUUCGGAAACAGGUGAACUACAAUGAUGCAGUCACAGAUGGGAGGGAAGAUACCACUUGGCAAGAAAAUCUUUCUGAUUACAACUCUGAUUUCUCUAUGCCUUCUGAUGAUGACAAAGAGGAUGAUGACUUUGAUGAGCGCACUGAUGAGGAGAAGCGACGAGGGCGGAAGCGCUUUGAUGCCCGCAAUGAAAGAGACAGACCUCUUCCACCCCUCCUUGCACGAGUGGGUGGCUCUAUUGAGGUUUUGGGAUUCAAUGCACGUCAACGCAAGGCCUUCCUCAAUGCCAUCAUGCGGUAUGGAAUGCCUCCUCAAGAUGUUUUUAAUUCUCAGUGGCUUGUGCGGGACCUCAGGGGAAAGUCAGAGAAGAACUUCCGUGCAUACGUGAGUCUAUUCAUGCGUCACCUAUGUGAGCCGGGGGCAGACAACGCAGAAACAUUUGCAGAUGGAGUUCCUCGUGAGGGCCUCAGUCGACAGCAUGUUCUCACUCGCAUUGGGGUCAUGGCCCUCAUUCGCAAGAAGGUUCAUGAGUUUGAAGAGGUCAAUGGAACACACAGUAUGCCUGAUAUGAAGGUGCGUCAGACUGUGGAGAUAUUGCGUCCUGACAUAGCCAACAAAGAAAAGGAAAAGGAUAAAGAUAAAGAGAAGGACAAGGACAAGAGUAAUGGAGACAAGAAAGAAGGAAAAGAUGAGGCUGUCAAGGAGGAGAUCUCAAAUGGAGAAACAACAGAAGGGAAGAAAGUGAAGGAAGAGGAGACAGAUGAGAAAGGAAAAGAUGCUAAGGAGGAGGUCAAGGAUAAAUCAAAGGAGGUGGAAGAAGAAAAGAUGGAAACACAAGAAGAUGAAAAAGGGAAAUCUCCUUCAGACAAGCAGAAGAUGAAGGAGGAAAAGAAGGAAGAAAAGACUGAAGGAGCAGAGGACAUCAAGAUGGAUGUAGAUUCUGAUAAAGUGAAGGAAGAGGUGACUGCAGAAGAGGCAAAGAAGCCAGAAGAGGAGGAAAAUGGAAAAGCCAAGAAUAAGGAGAAUGAGAAGGAAAAGGAAUCUGUAUCAGAGGAGAAGACUAAAGAGAAAGAAAAGGAGGAGAAAGGAGCAAAGAAGGAUGUAGAGGAGGAGGGAAAUGGAGCAAAGAAGGAAGGAGAGAAAGAAGAGAAAGGAGAGAAAAAAGAAAAGGAAGAGAAAAAGGAAAAAGAAGAGAAAAAGGAAGAUCGUAAGGAUAAGAAGAAAGAGGAAGAUAAGGAGAAAAAGAAGGAGAAACCCAGGUUUAUGUUCAACAUAGCAGAUGGAGGGUUCACAGAACUUCACACUUUGUGGCAGAAUGAAGAAAAGGCCGCCGUUCCUGGGCGGGAGUAUGAGAUAUGGCAUCGCAGGCAUGACUAUUGGCUCUUGUCUGGGAUUGUGACUCAUGGCUAUGGGCGUUGGCAGGACAUCCAGAAUGAUCCUCGAUUUGCCAUCAUCAACGAACCUUUCCGAAUGGAUGUUGGAAAGGGUAAUUUCCUUGAGAUCAAGAACAAAUUCCUUGCUCGACGAUUCAAGCUGCUGGAGCAGGCACUGGUGAUUGAGGAACAAUUGAGGAGGGCUGCAUAUCUGUCCCUGAGUCAAGACCCAUCACACCCAGCCAUGGCUCUGAAUGCCCGCUUUGCCGAAGUAGAAUGCCUGGCUGAAUCUCAUCAGCACUUGUCCAAGGAGAGCCUUGCUGGGAACAAGCCUGCCAAUGCUGUGCUCCACAAGGUAUUAAAUCAGCUGGAGGAACUGCUAUCGGACAUGAAAUCUGACGUGUCCCGUCUCCCAGCGUCGAUCGCACGCCUUCCUCCCGUGGCCCAGCGGCUUCAGAUGUCAGAGAGAUCCAUUCUCUCUCGAUUGGCAGCUACGACGGGUUCCUCUGGAGCCUCCACGACCCUUACUUCAUCUCAGGCCAAGCAGGUUCAGGCUGCCAGUGCAUUGGGAGUGAGUCAGUUCCCGCCCGGUUUCACAGCCGCCGGUGCACUCUCGGGCUUUCCUGGUGCCAACUUUGCUGCAUUCCGGCCUCAAUAUUCACUGCCAGGUCUCAUGACUCCACCAAUGUACAGCUCACAGGCAUCGGCCAUGGCAGCUGCUGCAGCAGAUCUUUCUGCAAAGAGAGACUCUCAGACCAAACUUAUCUGCAUCGAUUGAAGAACGUUCAGCUCCCUACACUUGAAUAGCACAUUUACAUAAUCUUGACUCCUUCCUUCCUUCUCCUACACCUGAUCAUGAGGCUAUGACGACCUUGGCUCCAUCAUUGUCAUUCAUUUUCGCUGUCUACAUUGGAAAUCUGGAGUGGAUCUCACUGUGUUCUCUGUGAAUAUGGGACCUUAUCCAAUUGUAGUGAGCAUGUUUUUCUGUGUCUUUAACUGAAGGAAGAUGAAUAAAGUCCCUUUUUCUGUAUUUCA